AUGGUAUCCGCCAUAGUGGGCAAAUCCGGUCGCACUUACAACCAAGGCGAAGUACUCCAACGUAAUCGCGAGGACCAUAAGCUUAGUGUCUUUAAAGCCGAGUCCGGGAAUGAGUCUUUUGUCUUCAAGCGCGUUCCUAGGCCGUUCUACGAUCUAUCCCUGCGCCUAGCAGCCGAGCUCGCAGGCUCCCGUCGGCUCCGAAUGCAUGUCGAUUGCAGCCGAGAGGAGGGUAUUUUGGUUUAUCCCUAUUUCAGGAGCACACUACUUGCAUUGAUUCAAGAAGAUCCGGACUUUCCUCCGGUAGAGCGAAAGAAGAUCCUGCGAUGUGUAGGAGAGGCAAUACAAGAGCUUCAUAGCAAAGAUUGGAUCCACAUCGAUGUAAAGCCCGAUAACAUUUUGGUUAAUUGGACUUGCGACGGAGAGAGUAAUAAAUUAGUCACCGAGGCGGCCCUGGGCGAUUUUGAUAUCGCUUUCAAGUUGAAAGGCGGAGAAUCGCGUCAGACCCCUUACGCAAUAGGGAAUGCCAUGUGGCGAAGCCCAGAAGGACAGACGGGAAGGGGUGUGACGAAGGCGUCGGACAUAUUCUCUUUUGGACUAGUGUGUAUAUACGCUCUUGGGGGUGGGGAGUUACUGCUUUUAGAUGAUUACCAGGAGUUAGUAAAGAAUAAUAUAAGGCCGGAACAAGAGAUCCUAGUUCGACACUUCUCUUAUUUUGGGCUGGUUCCCGAAGGACUCCUGAAGCAAGUCAACAAUGAGAAUUGGUCCAACGCUUUGAAGGGAGCGUCAGAAAUAGCUGAGGAGGCAGUGAAGGACCAACCUGAACGAAGAUUCGAGCGGUGGGGGGAGGAGCUUGGUCCCGAGGCACAAAACAUGAUAUCUGGAAUGACAAAUCCAGACCCGGCGGCUAGACUAACGAUAGAACAAGUCCUGGCGCAUCAAUGGUGGCAGGUUGAUUAG
Daldinia vernicosa is the source of this 957-nucleotide messenger RNA. Its product is annotated as kinase-like domain-containing protein. The coding region runs from base 1 to 957 and encodes 318 amino acids. Gene Ontology annotation, biological process: protein phosphorylation; mitotic DNA damage checkpoint signaling. The record is from RefSeq and is a predicted model, not a curated record. Lineage: Eukaryota; Fungi; Ascomycota; Sordariomycetes; Xylariales; Hypoxylaceae. Gene Ontology annotation, molecular function: ATP binding; protein serine/threonine kinase activity. The transcript is spliced from 4 exons. Gene Ontology annotation, cellular component: nucleus.